GCGCUUUCUUCAUAUUCGCUGUGGUUUAUCACUCUAACAGGCGGCGUGUGUGCAAGAGGAGAGACGCCAAGACCGUCUGUCCCUGCGCUAGUUUGCUGUCUUUAUCGGUGUUUUUGAACGCAUUGCUUUCUCACAGCUAACGACAGCGACAGGGAACGCAAAUAUGACUAUCAACAAGCUCUGUGAUUACAGCCAGCAUUAUCGACCUCGGAUGGCGUGUCUGAAAAAGAUAGAGAGCCUGGUGGUAGAGAUGCAGGAUCCUAACAAUGGAAUAAAGACUCAGACCCAGAGGCUUGUCAUCACCACCAUCCCACACGCUAUCACUGGUCUUGACUUACUGCAGUGGCUAGCUAACCGACUACAGGUCGAGACUGAAGAAGCUCAGAACAUUGGUAAUCUGGUGGUGCAGUAUGGAUACAUCUACCCUCUCCAGGACCAUAAGAACCUCAUCCUAAAACCAGACGGCAGCCUCUAUCGCUUUCAGACGCCGUAUUUCUGGCCAGCUCAGCAGUGGCCAGCUGAAGACACCGAUUAUGCAAUAUACCUGGCCAAGAAAAACAUUCGGAAGAAAGGGAUGUUAGAGGACUAUGAAAAGGACAACUACAACAUGCUUCACAAACGAAUAAACCAUAAAUGGGAUUUUGUUGUAAUGCAGGCAAAAGAACAGUAUAGGGCAGGGAAGGAGAGGAAGAAAGCAGACCGCGUGGUGUUUGACUGUCAGGAGAGGGCGUACUGGGUGGUCCAGAAACCUCCAACAGGAACUGUCAAUGCACUGGAAUACGGACUGAACCGCUUCACGGACCCCAAUGCCAAUCCGGUAACAGAGAUUUUGUUCCUUCUGUUUUCUGUGAAUCCCUCCUAGAGACUGCCAUUGUACAGAAGACGCUCAGUACUGCAGCCCAUCUGCUUAGCCACAAACUCAACCCCCCUCCAUCCCCCGUCAGUCUGGGCAGCUCAGUACCAGUUUCCUAAGGGGGUUCCUCAGCCAGAAUAAGCUGUCUUCAUUCUGACAUACUGCAGCUGGAACACUGUCACAGUCAUCUCCAAACAGAGGGCUUACACAGCGUACUGGGGAUGGAAAUGACACUUUCUACAGAUCCAUGACUGCCAGCUUUUGACAUUCAUUUCUGCCAUGUCAUAGCUGGCUUUUGAGUUGUUAAUAGAAUGGUUAGACUGCAUCCAUCUGUUAUCUGGUUCUGAAAAAAAAAAAUCUUCUCAAAGAUCGCAGUUUUGUUCCAGCGAGAGACUUGUUAAAUACAUCUGAUCACUUACCUGUCACUGGAAGGCGGAUGUGAUCGGUUCACUCUUCUUUCUUUAUUAACAGACAGCAUUCUCUCUGGAGACAGGUCUUGCUAAAUUUAACAUAUCAUACAAAUGCUGACAUUUUUUCAGAAACAAGGUCUAGAGAAUUGCAGAAUUUAUUAGAGACUUUGCUAUUGAUUUUUUUUUUCCCACCGAAAUCUGCACCUUACUGGGGACAGAAAGCAUGCUUUUUCUGUUCAUGGUGUCAGAGGUUCAUUGCAGACAGUUUCAUUGUUAACGUGGCACAAGAGUCAUUUAGAAACUGGCACUUUUCUUAGGAAUAAAUGUCAAAAGCUGGCAGCCCUGUAAACCUCAUCAGGAGGAAAUCUUUGUGUUCAUAUCAUUGUAGAACUGUCCUAGGGCUGUCAAGAUUGGGUGGCUAGAGACAUCAUGGACAUCCUUGUAUUGCAGCUGACAUCCUUGCAGCUGUCUCUCUCAUGUUAACGAUACAAAAGCUGCCGUGACUGCAUUCCAAAAUCCUAG
Lepisosteus oculatus (spotted gar) is the source of this 1785-nucleotide messenger RNA. Lineage: Eukaryota; Metazoa; Chordata; Actinopteri; Semionotiformes; Lepisosteidae. The record is from RefSeq and is a predicted model, not a curated record.